AGGAAGCAUCCUGGUGAUGUAAGAUACAUCAGCCUAUCCUGGCGUUUCACCCUCAGAACCUAUGAAUAGCUUGAGAGGCUGCGAGGCCGGGCAACGGAUACUGAGUGCAGUUGGAUCAAGUUAACACGGUUUGGUGUGGAACUGUUUGCAUGUCAUGCUUGCGACGUAGCUGUUUUAUGAUCACAACUUUGGCUUAUGUCAUGCCAGUCUCAGGCUGCCAUGGCUGACACAGUUGACAUUGAGUCUGAGCUUUGGCAUUUGGCGCUGAGUGCCCAAGAACUUGCGAGUCUACCAUCUGAGCCAAGCAUGGAGGUUCGAAAGGUGGCGGGACACUGCAUUUUGCUGGUGGCGGGACACGGUCAAUACCAUGCGCUGGAUGCUCGCUGCGGACAUCGUGGGGGGCCAUUAGAAGAAGGCGACUUGGAAGACUUGGAAGACUUGGAAGGUCUUUUGGUUCGGUGCCCUUGGCAUGGCAGACGCUACCGGGUCGACACCGGUUGUGAGGUGCUGCAAAGUGGGGAGACGCUUCCAACGCCCACGCAGCGCUGCCACAGCUUGCGCCUUGACAGCGACGGCGCCUUGCGUGUGCGACUGGCGCCCCGAGAUGAUCAUGUGGCCUCGGACGAGUUUGCUGCUAUCGAAGAUCCAAAGCCACCAGCUACAGCUGCGUCCUCGUUGCAGAUUUGGCUUGGUGACAAUCGCAAGGAGCCGACUGGCAAAGAGGAUUUCAUUUCCGACGAGUUUCUUUUCUAACCAGACGUGACUGUAACGGACGUUAUCUUUUGGAAGGAAACUGUUGGUGCGGUGUUUUUCCUGCUGGCUUUCGGCGGCUUGGAGGCGAUGGGUGCGAGUGAAGUGAUAUUUUGUUGAAU
Molecule: messenger RNA, 872 nt
Organism: Cladocopium goreaui
Lineage: Eukaryota; Dinophyceae; Suessiales; Symbiodiniaceae
Source: the annotation of a GenBank genome assembly